Messenger RNA from Diatraea saccharalis (sugarcane borer), 3558 nucleotides. Lineage: Eukaryota; Metazoa; Arthropoda; Insecta; Lepidoptera; Crambidae. The record is from the annotation of a GenBank genome assembly.
UAAUAUCGGUCGCAAUUUAUUUUUGCUUCACUGAGUAACAAAGUAAUUUAUGUAAAUAGUACUAAUUAACCCAAGACGAGAAGUAACAUUAUAUAUUUAUUAAGAAAGAAAGAAAAUAAAAUUUAUUGACCUACCUACGAACAAAAAAAAAAACCAUUACGUAACAGAAAAAGAAGGAAAAUAAUUAUCCAUUCAUUGAAAAUAUAUAUUUAUAAAACCGAAAAAAAAUCCUACAAAAUAUAUAGAUGCUAGGAAAAAAUUUUGAGCAUUUUGCUCCAUCGUUAAAAGUAUAUCAAAAAUUGUAUAGGUAGAUAAAAAUUAAUAUACGAGUUAUUAUCUUAUUUUUUACAUUCAAACCAAUAAAGCAGCGAAAAUCUUAAUAUCAUACGAACAACAUAGAUUUUCCCGAUUUUCUCUCAUCGCUCCUAUAUUAUGCUAGUUCGCUAGGUUAUUAGGUCACAAUAAUAUUGCAAUCCAUAAUAAUCGAGAGAUAAAUGUGUUUUUCUAUGUAAACUCUUGCAGUUUUCACUUGAUCUUAUAAAUCUACAUUGUCACGUCGUAUCCCUUGCGGGGUAGACAAUAAUAUCGAAUAUAUGUAACCAAAAUUGGCACGAUAAAAAUAAUUUGCAGAACUAUUUAAAGUAAUGUGUUACUUGAUUUGUUUAUGUAAUUAAAAUUCAUAAUAAGAUAGUUUAUGUAUCGGGCACAGGAGCAAACAGUCCAUUAAUGAUAACAAAUUAACUUUAAAUGACGUAUCCGGUCGCAGAUAAACUGUGACCCCUGUUCCCAGAUGUAGUGGCAUUGUGAGCGAGCAAUCAUAAGAACGACAUGUUUCUCAAAAUAAUUAUCGUCAUCUUUUGCAUCUGUAAAUUCGGAUUUGGCCAAGAUGUCCAAGAAAAUUUUGAUAAUAGCGAUGAGAGUCUCAUCAACGGGGAAAAGAAACUUAGCGACAAUAUUCUCGAGAUCCUGGAGCACUUCAAACAGCCGAACCCAAUCGGCAUCCCCGGAGCCAGCAUACCUGAACCAUACCCCGUACCUGACAUGAAACAGACACUCACGUUCGGAACAACACUGUACUUUAAAAACACAGCCGUCUAUGGCAUUAACAAGUUCCGGAUACUGUACGUCAAUGCUGAAAUUGGUGCUCUCGAGGUUCAAGCUGUCAUGGCCAUUGAAAAAAUACAGGCACGUGGAAACUACACCAUGUCUACUUGGUUAAAUAGAGCUCAAGGACCUUUCACGGUUGACGUCACCGGACUCCUAGUAAAAGCCCGAGCCAACUUAGGCGUUGAAAGAGAUGGCAAAAUUAGGGCGCAAAAUAUAAAAGUUGACCUAUCAUUUAACACUAUUGCAGUUAACUUUGAAAAUCUUGGAUUUUUCGGAAGUAUGUUCCAAGGUGUGAUUAAUUCCGUCGGCACAUUCGUUUUUGACACUAUUAAGCCUUAUAUUCUCAAAGAAGCUUACGUUAAAGCUCGAACAGUCAUAAAUACGAAACUAGAUGAAGUGGCAGGCGAUAUGCAAUUUCCAAACUCCAUAUCACCAUUAGAUAUGGUAAUAGCGGAUACGAGAAAAAUGAUACGAGAAAUGAAGUUUGAUCCUUAUAAAGUCGACGACUACAAUAAGACAAUGGGCAUAUUUUUAAUAAAACUGUCGCAUACUUGGGUGACUGGUUUAUCAUCAUUCCAAAGAGUGGGCAAUAUAACUCUCAAACUGGAAAAUAACACGAUGAUCGCUGACUUCAGCAUCGGUACACAGAAACUGGAGGGUAUGACGCAGUGGGAAAUCACUGCUGUAAAUGGACUUAUGUCGAGAGCUGGUACUGCUUCCUUCUCAGUAGAAUAUGUGAGUGGGAGGUUGAUUCUCGCUCAACCUCUUGACACUCGAAAAAAACCUGAAUUUAGAGAUUUAGAUCUCGAAGUGGGCAACAUACAGGUACGCUGUGAUGGCGCUGGAACAUUGGACUACGUCAUCGAAUUACUUGUUAACAUCUUACCGAAUCUUUUAAGAUACCAAAUAAUGGACGCGUUGGAAAAUCCCAUUAAAGAAAAGAUACAACAAGAAUUAGAUAAAAUUAAUGUAGAAGAACGAAUCAAACAGGAGUUACCCAGGUUGGAUGAGAUGCAAGAACGUGGUUUCAAACUAUCUAGCUUGAAGGUAUCUGAAGCACAAGAGGCACCUUAUGACGAGGAUGAGUUCUUUAACUUUUGAUUAUCCGAGGAGCACAGUAUUAUAUUAAUAUUGUGCUAGGCAAUAGAGUAGGAAUGCACCGGUACGUAAACGAAGUUGUCUCAAGACCAAUUUUUCGUUUGAAUUCGAAAUUACGUAAAACAAUACUUAUUUGUGAGUUGUAUGAUUCUAACUCUUCAGAAAUGUAUAGAACCAUUUCGAAAACAAUUGUAUAAUAUAUGACAAAAACUAGGCUUCACCAAAAUUUCGCCAUAGCAAACGAUCUUAUGCGUUAUUUUAUUAUACAGAUAUGUUAUUUGUAAAGUGAACAAAGUUUGCUGUAUAAAUUUACAAUUAAUAGAUAUUAUUUUUUAAUAUUAUAUAUAACUUUAUUCUAUAAAAAGAUAAGAAGAAUACCAAGGUUUUUUUUUAGUAAAAUAGUAAAGGUGUGUACUUCUAAUGCUAAUGCUAUUUCUUUUACAUCUAUUUUCUGAAAGCUGAAUAGAGGAAGCUCUCUUGUUUUAUAUGACACUAGGUGUUAUCCCGCGACUUUGGACGCCUAAAUAUAGCCAAAGUUGACCCCGUAUGAUGUAGCUAUCCGUAGGUGAUUUUUUUUAAACUUAGUCCAGUAGUUCAAAGUUUAUUCGAUGCAAACAAAUAAACAAUAAAAUCUUCUCUCUAUAUCAUAUUUGUAUCUAGAAUGUUUUACGGAACAAGUUUAAUAGCAACUUCAGCCAUUGAACUUGGUCCGUAAAACAGUAAGCGGUAAUCAUAAAAUAUAUGAAAAAUGUUAAACUUAUGUCAUAGUAUCAAUUUUGGAAAUAAUUAUCUUAGUAUGUUUUGAUUCAAAAUAUUUAUUUAACAAUUAGGAUUCCUGUUAAUGUAUUAUGCAGACGACAAGGGUCGUUUAUGUCAUUGUUUAGUUUAAAUAUAUUAUUUUGAAAUGAUUUGUACACAUUUUUAAUGCAUUUUUAUUUAUAUAUGUUAGCGUUGAUAUUCUUGAAUCGCUCUUAUCUUGAAGAGUAAGCAAGCUCAAUGAAAUUCUGAAUUCAUUUUGAAUAAGUCAUUGCCACAAGUUCACAAUUAUUUAGUUCUUAAUCAGUGAUGGUUUUGAUAAACAUGUCGUUCAUAUGAUUGCUUGUUCAUAAUUAUUUCUUUUUUAUACUAUUAUUUGUUCCGUUGAUGUAUGUUACUAAAUAUACUCUUUAUGUCACUACAAUAAAUAAUGUUUAUUUAUUUAUUUAAGGUUAACCAACGUUUGUGUUCAAUAUUACAUACAUUCUAGUUACAAUAAAUUUUAUGUUAAAUGACUAACUGUCACAAUCACUUAUAGGUAAACACAACAUGCACUAGAACAUAGAAUAAGUAAGAAACUACACUUUUACACUAGAC